This is a messenger RNA of Verticillium nonalfalfae, 2793 nucleotides long. RefSeq lists its product as uncharacterized. The coding region runs from base 1 to 2793 and encodes 930 amino acids. The transcript is spliced from 8 exons. Gene Ontology annotation, molecular function: protein binding. Lineage: Eukaryota; Fungi; Ascomycota; Sordariomycetes; Glomerellales; Plectosphaerellaceae. The record is from RefSeq and is a predicted model, not a curated record.
AUGGCAGUGGCAACGCUGUCCCGUGUUCCGCAGCAUCGGCGCGAACUCAGCAAAGGCCAGCUGUCACACAAGCCAGACAUGGGCCCGGCCGUACCAUCACGAUGGAUGACGUUCUUCCUGGGACUACCCGAACCCGUGAGAGACUGCCUGUUUGAGCACCUCGAUUAUACGACAUCCUGCAACCUGGCCAUGGUGUGCCGGUUCUUCGCCGACUCUGUCCAGCCCUGGAAAGCUGAUGUCGAGGAUAAAGUGGCCGCCGUGUUCCAGGCCGAGAGGUACUUCGCUCAGCACUUUCCUGGCACGAGCCACGACCGCGAGGACCCCAAGGCCGAGUCCCAGGGCAACUUUGGCUGCUUCCUCUGCCACCGCGUCCGGGGCCCUGAGCACUUUGACAGCGAGCAGCCGGCCACGGCCAUCAUGCACCAGAUUGGCCUGCGCCCAGACGUCAUCGCCAGGAGCCGCCGCACGUACAGGGCCUGCGCGCCCGACAAGUGCGUUCAGCAUGCCGCGGUCGCAGGAGGCGUCCGGGGCGACCGGGACCUGUGGCUCUGCUCGUGUCGGUCCUCGCUCAUCCACGCUGCCGGGGACUUUACGCGGGACGACGACAGACGCCUCGUCGUCGCGAAGCCGUCACGGCGGGUGCAUCUGAGGCGGUUCUGCGUCGAGUGCGGCGUGCAGACGAAUCUUCACAGGACGGGCGACCAGCUCACGACGAAGACGGGCCGCGAGCUGUGGGUUUGCUCGUGUCGGUGUCGAUCGGUGUCUCAGCUCGGUCAAGUCGAGUCGGCACACACCAAGCCGGGCGGUCGCGAGGCGGAGACAAGGUCGGCUGCAUGGGUGCUUGGCGUGAGCCGCGAUACCAUUGGUAGGAGGACGGUUCGACGGCAUGAUCCUUCGCUUCUGGCGAAUGAAAUGUGGUGGAAACGUCGCGACUUCGCCUUCAGCUCAUGCGAUCCUGCUUGCGUCUCUCCCACCUUCGAGCUGCUGCGCGGGACGUUGCCCAGCAGACUACAACGGCCGCGUCGCAAUGGAAUGGCCGAACCCAUCGGAGCCAUCAGCGGCGUAGCCGGCCUCAUCAUCUUCGCUACGAACCUCAGUGUCGGCAUUAGCCGCCGCAUCGACGCCGUCCGCGGGCUGCCGCGGACGCUGCAGGCGCUGUCGGCCGAUCUCAAGGGCUUCGUCUCCGUCCUCGGCACCCUGCAAGGCUAUCUCGACCACGAGGACACGAGGCAGGGCGUGCUCCAUCCGGGCACGGUCGACGAGCUGUCCGACGUGCUGGAGGACUGCAUCCAGGUCUUCACCGAGCUUAGCCAGCAGUUGAACAAGGACUUGAACGGAUCCGGCGAGGCCUCGGCUGAUGCCAAGAUGAGCACGUGGCGGCGACUUCGGCUGUCUUUCCGGGACAAGGACUUUGAGGAGCUGAGGGCGAAGCUGGCGGCUCGAAAGCUGACGCUGACGGUCGCUGUGUCGGUCGCCAACUUCAUCAACACGUCUUCCCACGUGGGUAUGACGUGGCAGAUGCAGAGCGAUCUUCAGGUGAUGAAGGCCGAGGUGUCCGCCGUGCUGCAGCGGCUCGAGACCAUGCAGGCGAGCGAGUCUCUGCCGGGAGUCGCCAGCAUGGCCAGCACUUCACUGGGAUCCCAGGGCUUGUCGUUGAUGCGUAGAAGAAGCGGCAGCCACAAGAGAUCCAGUCGAGCGGGUUCGAGACAGGAGUACGCGCCGGAAGAGGUUGAGCGAAGACGGGACUGCUCCAGACCAGAUAUUCGAGGAGGUCUUGGCCGCACCGGUUUAGUCGGCAGCUGGGUCACAGCGAUCCAAGCACUCCAAAGCAAAGCGUUCACCAUGGAUAUCUAUAGCAUGCAAAAGGUCCAGCGAGAGACUGCACAGCCAAAAUUAGUCUCGGCCAGUAUCGACGCUCUACUCCACCCUUUCUCAAGCAUGACGCACACGAACGACCAGAUCAACGAGAUAUUAGGCACACAGAAUACUCUCCAGCCCGAGACCGCUACUACUCGCCGCGCCCGAGCCCCUCAGCUCAAAGCCUUGCCGAGCGAGGUCGUCUCGAAGCGAGCCGCUCCCCUCCUAUUCGACAGUGAGUCGAGCGGCCUCAGUCUGCUAAACCUCCCUUCUAGCGACACGCAUGAAAAGGAAAGCGAAGAAGAAAGUGAUGGCAUUCUCCUCGCCGGCCUCCCCCGUCAAACCGGCAACAUCAAGCCCGGCCAGCCCCUCUUUAGCAACGAGUUUUUCGAAAUCCGCAAGUCUCCGCUCGGCGGCAUGGGCGCCUUUGCCGUACAAGACCUGGGCCCUGGCGACAUGAUCCUCAUGGAACGCGCCGUUGUCCGGUCCACCGACGUGGACAGGGACCUCAUCCGACACUUCACAAAUCUGAGCGCUUCGGACAAGGGACUCGUUCUCGACCUCGCCAUGCACAAACCCAGCCGCAUAGCGCAUGACGACUCGCUCCACACCCGACUCAAGGCCAUCUUCACAACCAACUAUUUCGCUUGCACGACCAAGGCGCCCGGCCAUGGCCUCUUCCUCGUCGCUUCGCGCUUCAACCACGCGUGCCGUCCGCACAUGAACGUCAACUAUGGCUUCGACCGUGAGCUCGACGCCCUGGUCUUCACGGUGGCUGGAGGCCAGGUCAAGGCCGGCACGGAGUUGACCAUCAACUACGGCAAGGACGCCGCGAGUCUGAAGGCCGUGUAUGGGUUCGAGUGUGCGUGCGGCGGCGAUUGCAAGAUUUCCCGGCAGAGGCAAGAUGCGCGUGAGUGGGGGAUUGACCUGCAGUGA